GUCCCUUUAAGACAGGAAGUGGAGGCCAAGUAAGGCUAGCUGUGAGAACGCUCCGAUUUCUGUUGUCAGCAAACCGUUAAUAGGUUGACGAGAAGGUCUCCUGCGGUUUGUGUUCAGCUACAGUCGCCAUGGCCGAAAAUCUUGCUAAAAUCCAGGAUGUAGAGAUUGAUCCUGAGGGAACUUUUAAAUACAUACUGGUCAGAGUGAAAGUAAAAGAUGGCGAUGUGCAUAAAGAAAUAGUACGAGGCACAAAAAGUGCAGAGUACCACAAUCAUAUAUUUGAGAAAGUUAAUCCAGCUUUGGAGGCCUUGGGGAUGGAGUGUAAAUGCCUUGGAGGAGGGAAAAUAGAGCAUAACAGCAAGGACAAGAAACUAAGGGUGUUUGGAGAAUCAACUGCCUUUGGCAAAGCAGACCAUUCUGUGUCUGCGGAGAAGCUGAAAACUGUCUUCAGCGACUAUGAGGUCACCUGGUCUGAUGACAAAAAAUAAGACUGUGAACCCUCAUUUCAAAUGUCUGCCUUUAUUUGUCAGUUCUUAUCCAGAAACUAUAUAAUGAUGCUUCAAAUCAUCAUACAAUUAUCAUUUGACUCAAAUACAGCAUCUCUGCAUUUAA
Melanotaenia boesemani (Boeseman's rainbowfish) is the source of this 612-nucleotide messenger RNA. RefSeq lists its product as uncharacterized. The coding region runs from base 129 to 488 and encodes 119 amino acids. Gene Ontology annotation, cellular component: cytosol. The record is from RefSeq and is a predicted model, not a curated record. Gene Ontology annotation, molecular function: protein histidine phosphatase activity. The transcript has 3 exons. NCBI's taxonomy places the organism in Eukaryota, Metazoa, Chordata, Actinopteri, Atheriniformes, Melanotaeniidae. Gene Ontology annotation, biological process: peptidyl-histidine dephosphorylation.